Molecule: messenger RNA, 3060 nt
Organism: Colletes gigas
Lineage: Eukaryota; Metazoa; Arthropoda; Insecta; Hymenoptera; Colletidae
Gene: spin
Product: protein spinster
Exons: 10
Coding region: 162-1667 (501 amino acids)
Biological process (GO): transmembrane transport
Cellular component (GO): membrane
Molecular function (GO): transmembrane transporter activity
Source: RefSeq, a predicted model, not a curated record
AUAGAGUCUGAAUCAGUCCAGUGCAUCGAAACACAAUGCGUCGUAGACUCACGUUUUUUUGAGGUUAUGCCAUGAUACAAGAAGGUUAAAUCGUGUUUAGAAAACGAAAAAAUUUGUGUCAAUGUAAAUAGCAUUUGGCACAAAUACAAAAUCAUCGAGUCAUGGCCGAUAAUGCAGUUACUCCAAAUGUAUCAACGUACGAUUAUCAUAUGGUAAAUGCUGAGAAUGCUCAGAACACUUCGCGAGAAAGGCAAAUAAAAGGAACGAUGCUUUCGGAUCUUAGAUUAAUUAGCAGAAGCGAAUGGAUCACAGUCUGCGUGUUAUGUUUUAUUAAUCUUAUAAAUUAUAUGGAUCGUUUUACUGUUGCUGGAAUGUUAACAGACAUUAGAAAAGAUUUUAAUCUUCGCAACGAUGAGUCUGGAAUGCUUCAAACUGCAUUUAUUCUAAGUUACAUGGUGUUUGCCCCAUUUUUUGGAUAUUUAGGAGAUCGUUAUAAUAGGAAAGUUAUAAUGGGUGGCGGUAUAUUUCUUUGGUGUUUAACAACUUAUGUUGGUUCCUAUAUGAAGACCUUCGUGCCGUUUCUCUUGUUCAGGGCUCUUGUUGGUAUAGGCGAAGCCAGUUAUUCCACUAUUGCUCCAACUAUAAUAAGUGACUUGUUUAUUAAAGAUCUGCGGUCUAAAAUGCUUGCAUUAUUUUAUUUUGCAAUACCAGUUGGAAGCGGUUUGGGAUACAUAGUAGGAGGUGAAACAGCAAGAGCUACCGGUGCAUGGCAGUGGGGUUUGCGCAUCACACCUAUGUUAGGUCUAAUAGCAAUAAUUUUAUUACUUACUUUAGUAAAAGACCCUAUCAGAGGUGAAAGGGAAGGCGGAGUUCAUUUGACAAGCACUACGUGGUCAAAUGAUAUCAAGGCAUUAUUAAGAAAUCCAAGCUUUAUGCUUUCCACCGGCGGAUUCACGUGUGUGGCAUUUGUUAGCGGUGCAUUGGCUUGGUGGGCUCCAACAGUUUUGCAAUUAGGAUUUGCACUACACCCAGAUGGACAUAAUGUUGACCCCGACGAUGUCGCGUACAAAUUUGGAUUGAUAGGAAUGGCGUCUGGUAUAAUAGGAGUGCCAUUAGGUUCCUUCUUAGCCCAGAAACUAAGAGUUCGAUGGCACCAGACUGAUGCUCUAAUAUGUGCUAUGGGGCUUUUGAUCAGUGUACCAUUCUUGUUCUUUGCACUUGUCACUACCAAUAAAAAUUCUGUCUUAUGUUACACGUUAAUAUUCUUUGGACAAUUAUCAUUAAAUUUAAACUGGUCUAUUGUAGCAGAUAUAUUAUUGUAUGUUGUGAUACCAACAAGAAGAUCGACAGCAGAAGCGUUUCAAAUACUUAUUGCACAUGCUUUUGGAGAUGCAGGAAGUCCUUAUCUCAUUGGUUUGUUAUCAGAAGGACUGAAAAAGGUUCUUCUUCCAGACUCGAAUAAACAUGAAGUCACCGAUGAGCUUGUCGAAUUUCGUAGUCUUCAGUACGCCUUGUUUCUGACGAUGAUCGUGGAAGUGAUCGGAAGUCUGUUUUUCUUCUUUACGGCGUUGCACAUACAGAAAGAUAAGGCGUUAGUCGAUCUAACAAUUGCAGACAAGUAUCUAGAUACUAAGAGUAAUGGGCAAGCUGAAUCAACGCAUUUAUAAAUCACAUCACCUUGGGGCCUUCCCUGAUAGUGUGCUGUAUACCCGGUGGAAAUAUUUCAGAUUCAGUUUGUAUAUGUAACGACGAAGUUGAAAAUGAGAUACAAGAGGAUGAGCACAAACCAUGAUUGGAAGCAUCUUAAUUAUUUCGUAAUGAUCGAUUACUGGGGGAAAAAUUGAAGUACUGUGAUGAAUUGCAGCUGACAUCUUGGAAGAAUAUUCUGAUCAAGAGAAUCGUCGAUGUGUCGUCGACACACAGAUAAAGUGUCUUAGGUAGAAGACGUACAUGGAGAAGAGAAGUGUUUAGAAAUUUCGUUAAUUUGUAACCAACCUUUGAGCUCUAACCCUAUUAACAAUGUACAGAAGUAUUAAGCUUGUCGGGGAAUAUAUUUAAUUAGACUAAAGGUAUUUAAUAAGAGCCUGUAUAAUAGUACUUUUGCAUAUUAUAUUUUUAUAGUAGAUUUCGUCUGACAAAAGUAUGUUAUUCUCGUGAGGUCUCAAAUUAAUUCUCGAAUGCGUAAUAAACGAUGAUAUUAAAUUUUUAGUAUUAAACACUUUGGUACUUACGUAUGAAAUUUACAAUUCUCUCUUUUAAUUUUACGAGUUACAUAUAAUUUACAGGCCGUUUAUAUAUAAAAGAAAAAUGAUACAGCUACUUUUUUUUAUUCAAACAUGCAUACUUCAUUUAAGCUUUAAUGCUUCUUCAAACCGGGGCUCAUGUUUGCGUUAUCGUGGACGUCUUUGUUACGCGAAGAUGGUCCAAACGAGAUAAAUCGAAAACGCGUUCGUUAAUAAUACAUGUCACUGAAGCAAGCCAAUGCUAUGAUAGAUUUCCUGAAAAUGUUGUCUUGCUUUUGUUUAAUGCUUGAAAGUCGUUUACGAUAGCUUGUCUUGGCUGCAUUUUCAGCGUCGUGUAGUUUUUAUUAGGUUGCGUAAUAAGUUCGGUCACAUCGAUCGGUGGUACUUUAAUACUUUAUUGUAAACUUUUAUCGUUUGCAAAAUGGCGUUUAUAUGAUUGAUCAAGCUAAGUUCCAUAUGAAAUUGACAAUAUUUAAUAAUCUUAUAAAGAGACGUGAUCGAACUUAUUAAAACACUGUGUGGGGAAAGAAUGAUUUAAAAAGGAAAUAGACGCCCCUAUGCUAGAGAGCAUAGCUCUAAGCUGAUACAGUUAACUUUAUUUGUAGAAAAAUCUGAAAUCAUUUUAAAAGAAAAGUAACAAUGAUAAAAUUAUUUCAAUAUUUACACGACUAUUAUGUACAACAAAAAUCAGAAUGUUAUUACUUUAUAAUGAAUCAAUAUUUAUUUAUCGUUUAGGUAUAGGACUAUUGUUAUAUGAUAUAAAGUAAAUGAAAUUUUUUCUUACGAAUUGUUUCAAUAAAUUGUAUAUUUAUGAGUA